Loa loa (African eye worm) is the source of this 216-nucleotide messenger RNA. RefSeq lists its product as hypothetical. The record is from RefSeq and is a predicted model, not a curated record. NCBI's taxonomy places the organism in Eukaryota, Metazoa, Nematoda, Chromadorea, Rhabditida, Onchocercidae. The transcript has a single exon. Bases 1 to 216 code for a protein of 71 amino acids.
AUGAUAAUAAUAAUAAUGAUAAUUGUAGUUAAUAAUGAUAAUGAUAAUGAUGAUGGUGAUAAUAAUAAUGAUAAUAAUGAUGAUAAUAAUAACGGUGAUGAUGAUGAUGAUAAUGAUAAUAAUAAUGGUAAUGGUGCUGAUGACGAUGAUGAUAAUGAUGAUCAAGAAUCGAGGAUGACGAUGAUGAUCGAGGAUGAUGAUGAUGAUCGAGGAUGA